Messenger RNA from Enterobius vermicularis (human pinworm), 860 nucleotides. NCBI's taxonomy places the organism in Eukaryota, Metazoa, Nematoda, Chromadorea, Rhabditida, Oxyuridae. The record is from the annotation of a GenBank genome assembly.
UUGGAGCGUGAAGAAGAAAUCUUAGCUAGAACGCGAGACAAUGUGCAGUAUUUGUUCAAUAACAUUUGGGAACUCGAUCGUAAAGUAGUGGAGGAUGCUGUUGUUGUGAAGAUGCCUCCAGUUGUAUUUCGAUUGCCGCGUGAAAAGGUGAUCCCUAAGAAGAAAGAGCCUACGAGGUGGGAAUUAUAUGCUCAGGCAAAAGGAAUAAAAAAGAAAAAGAAAAGCUCGAAAGUUUAUGAUAAAGUUGCUAAGGAGUGGAAACCAACAUACGGCUAUAAUCGGGGCAACAAUGAUGAUGAUAAUUGGGUAAUUGAAAUCCCUGACAACAAAGAUCCUAUGAUUGACUACUUUGGUGAGCGAGAGGAAUUAAAAAAAGAAAGGGUGCACAAGAACGAGUUACAAAGAUUAAGGAAUAUUAAACGUCAAACAAGGCGAACAGACGAAAAUAUGCUUGAUGCUUCAAUUCCACUUGGAGUGAGCAAAGAUUUAAAAGACAGGACUAGGCAUGAGUUAGUUAAUCAAAUGAGUAGAGCGCGAGUCUCAACUGCCUCAGUCGGGAAGUUUCAGCCUGCGAUUAAAAAUGAAAAGGUUCCUAAAAAUAAGGGAAUCAAAAGAAAGUUUGAGCCAAAUGAAGCCGGCAUUGUUAAUGAAACUGAAAGAUACAAGGAAGUUUUGGACCAGGUUAUUUCUAAGAAGCCAUUGGUGAAUGAAGGCCAAUUAGCAGCUAACAGUUCAACCAAAAAUCAGCGCAAAUCGAAAAAGUCAACUCAUAAGUCGACUAUUCAUCGUCAGCAGUAUUUCCAAAGCAAGAUAAAACCAAGAAAAUUGGGCAAAAAAAUGGUCAAAAGGAAAAAAUAAAU